AGAGAAGGCUAGAGAGAAGGGGAGAGAGAGAGAAGACAGAGGAGAGAGAGGUGAGAAAGAGAGAGGGAGGGGAGUGCAGAUACAUUUCAGGUGGUGUCAAUUGCAGAUGAAAGAUUUGCUGAAGAUGCUACGGGCGUCAUGCUUCACUGGACUCUAUUCAACAAGUCACAUCUCUCUCCCCUCUAUCCAGCAGCUGUUAUCAGGAGCUACCUAACUUCCUACCUCCAUGCUACUCCCCCCCCCCAAUCCACCUCACACCCCUUUACCUCCCUUCAUCCAACCCCCCAGUCCCCCGCCCCCUCCCCUUCCUGCUUACCUUGGCUAAGCCCUCUUUGUAUGUUGAUUGUGGGCGGGCUAAUCCAGUUUGCAGCUGUCGUAGACCAAUGAUGAAUCACCUUUCCGUCAUUUGGCUGCAGUACCAUCACUCGGGGAGGAGGGAGGGAGGGGAGACCUGAACGAGGGAGGAGAGGCAACAGUGGUAGAAGAAGAGAGAGCGAGAGAGAGAGAAGAGAAGGGCUGAGAGAGAAAGUCUAUAGAGAGAGAAUGUCCUCUGUUCGUUUCCCAGUGCAGUUAGCCCUCUCUUCCCGCUCUUGAGACAGAAUAACAAUAAUGUUUUCUCAGACCAGCUCUAUUGUGUCAUGGAUGGGUCUGGACAGUGACACACAGCUGAAAUAACAAGGAGGGACAUUGUUUCUGUUCAGGCAGGUGGAAAGAGAGAAAAAAAAAACAGAGAGAGGCAGCCUGGUUCAGAUGAUUCCGGGCCGCUACGUAUUUCCAGGUCUAUGGACAUGCAGGAUCUAGCCAGUCCUCACAGCCGUGAAUCCCCUAAUGGUCCCAGCCUCGACAACUCCCAUAUCAAUACCAAUUCCAUGACCCCCAAUGGCACUGAAGGUGAUAACAUCACAAUGCUCACCACAGCUGACUGGCUGUUAAGCACUAGCUCACAGUCGGCUGCAGAACCAAUGAGCAGCAGUGACAUCACCACCCCAGUAGCCGACGCCUCCCUAGACAGCUUCUCAGGAUCAGUUAUUGGAACCAGUGGCUUCAGCCCAAGACAAACACACCAGUUCUCCUCGCAGAUUUACCCUUCCAACAGACCGUAUCCACAUAUUCUCCCUACUCCUUCAUCCCAAAAUAUGUCUGCGUACGGUCAGACACAGUACACCACAGGAAUGCAGCAGGCCGCAGCCUAUGCUAGCUACCCCCAGCCUGGACAACCCUACGGGAUACCUGCCUAUGGUCCAUUAUGGGCAGGCAUAAAGACAGAGGGGGGACUGAGCCAGUCCCAAUCCCCAGGACAGACAGGCUUCCUCAGCUACAGCUCAGGAUUCAGCACCCCUCAGACGGGCCAGGCUCCAUACAGCUAUCAGAUGCCAGGUGGCACGUUCACAACCACGUCAGGACUGUACGCAGGAAGCAACUCCCUCACGAACUCAACCGGCUUCAACAGUACACAGCAGGACUACCCGAGCUACCCAGCGUUCGGCCAGGGCCAGUACGCCCAGUAUUACAACAGUUCUCCCUACACCUCCCCCUAUAUGACCAGCAACAACACCAGUCCCACCACCCCCUCCACCACAGCCACCUACACCCUCCAGGAGCCCCCCAGCGCCCUGACCAGCCAGGCCCUCACGGACCCCCCAGCAGGUAGGCCCCAGGCCCCCCAGGCCACCCACCCUCCAUCCCCAGGAUCAGACGGCUCUGGAGGGGGUGGCUAUGAUGCCAGGGCCACUCAUUAUGUCGAGUACAGUACCAUCCACAGUCCUUCAACGCCCAUUAAAGAUUCAGAAUCGGAUCGAUUGCGGCGUGCCUCGGAUGGAAAGUCACGUGGCCGAGGGAGGAGGAACAACAACCCUUCACCACCGCCUGACUCUGACCUUGAGCGAGUGUUCAUCUGGGACCUGGAUGAGACCAUCAUCGUUUUCCAUUCCUUGCUCACGGGGUCUUACGCUAACAGAUACGGCCGGGAUCCCCCGACGUCUGUGUCACUGGGACUGAGGAUGGAGGAGAUGAUCUUUAACUUGGCAGACUCACACUUAUUCUUCAACGACUUGGAGGAGUGUGACCAGGUUCACAUCGAUGACGUCUCAUCUGAUGACAACGGUCAGGAUCUGAGUACAUAUAACUUUGGUUCAGAUGGGUUCCACGCGGCAGCGACCAGUGCCAACCUGUGCCUGGCCACGGGCGUGAGAGGAGGAGUGGACUGGAUGAGAAAACUGGCCUUCCGCUACAGACGAGUAAAAGAAAUCUACACCACCUACAAAAAUAACGUUGGAGGUCUGCUGGGCCCAGCCAAACGAGAAGCCUGGUUACAAUUGAGAGCAGAAAUUGAAGCUUUGACUGACUCCUGGUUAACACUGGCACUGAAAGCACUCACAUUAAUCCACUCAAGGUCAAACUGUGUCAAUAUCCUGGUGACCACUACCCAGCUCAUACCUGCCCUGGCUAAAGUCCUGCUGUACGGACUGGGGAUAGUGUUUCCUAUUGACAAUAUUUAUAGUGCUACCAAAAUAGGGAAGGAGAGCUGUUUUGAGAGGGUAAUUCAGAGAUUCGGGAGGAAAGUUGUUUACGUUGUCGUGGGUGACGGAGUGGAAGAGGAGCAAGGCUCAAAAAAGCACAACAUGCCGUUCUGGAGAAUCUCCAGCCACUCUGACCUCAUGGCCCUCCACCAUGCUCUGGACCUAGAGUACUUGUAGCUACCGCCUGGCACUACACCGCCCAGCCCAGAAACUGGCCCCUACCGGCCCCUACACAUACUGGCCCCUACCAGUCUCUACAUCAACCUACUGGCCCCUACAUCAACCUGCUGGCCCCUACCGGCCCCUACAUCAACCUACUGGCCCCUACAUCAACCUACUGGCCCCUACAUCAACCUACUGGCCCCUACAUCAACCUGCUGGC
Oncorhynchus keta (chum salmon) is the source of this 2901-nucleotide messenger RNA. Its product is annotated as eyes absent homolog 1. Gene Ontology annotation, molecular function: protein tyrosine phosphatase activity. Lineage: Eukaryota; Metazoa; Chordata; Actinopteri; Salmoniformes; Salmonidae. The record is from RefSeq and is a predicted model, not a curated record. The transcript has 18 exons. Bases 783 to 2696 code for a protein of 637 amino acids. Gene Ontology annotation, cellular component: nucleus. Gene Ontology annotation, biological process: positive regulation of DNA repair; multicellular organism development; negative regulation of extrinsic apoptotic signaling pathway in absence of ligand.